Corylus avellana is the source of this 712-nucleotide messenger RNA. RefSeq names its product ferredoxin-like. The record is from RefSeq and is a predicted model, not a curated record. Lineage: Eukaryota; Viridiplantae; Streptophyta; Magnoliopsida; Fagales; Betulaceae. Gene Ontology annotation, molecular function: electron transfer activity; 2 iron, 2 sulfur cluster binding. Gene Ontology annotation, biological process: electron transport chain. Gene Ontology annotation, cellular component: chloroplast stroma.
CCAACUCUUCUCCUUCUCUCUUCUCCAACCAACCAAAAAAAAAAACACAAAGAAAAUAAAGAAAAAAAUGGCAACCGCAGCUGCUCUCUCCGGCACCAUGGUCAGCACCUCCUUCGUCCGCCGGCAGCCGGUGACAAGCCUCCGGUCACUCCCCAGCGUCGGGCAGGCUCUUUUCGGCGUAAAGGGCGGCCGCGGUGGGCGGAUAACCGCCAUGGCUGUUCACAAGGUGAAGCUCAUUACGCCUGAAGGGCCGCAAGAGUUCGAGUGCCCGGAUGACGUGUACAUCCUGGACCAGGCGGAGGAGCUUGGGAUCGAUCUGCCGUACUCUUGCCGGGCGGGGUCUUGCUCUUCCUGCGCCGGGAAAGUAGUGGAAGGCCCCGUGGAUCAGUCGGACGGGAGCUUCCUCGACGACGACCAGCUUGGACGCGGGUGGGUUCUCACGUGCGUUGCUUACCCGCAGGGCAACGUUGUAAUUGAGACCCACAAGGAGGAGGCCCUGACGGAGGAUUCUUAAGGAACUUGAGUUCAUAGCUGCUCUCUCUCCCUCUGUCACUUUAUAAUGUUUUGUCGGUUGGCUGGCUACAUGUCGUCGUUUAUGUUUUUAGAUCAACGAGUUGGUUUUCUAUUUUUAUGUUUUUUGUUGCCUUUCGUUUGCAGUCACAAAUGAAAAAUGUUGUAGUUUAUCAAUAAUUAUCAUCUUCCAUUUCAUGCC